Messenger RNA from Candidozyma duobushaemuli, 3717 nucleotides. RefSeq lists its product as uncharacterized. Lineage: Eukaryota; Fungi; Ascomycota; Pichiomycetes; Serinales; Metschnikowiaceae. The transcript has a single exon. The record is from RefSeq and is a predicted model, not a curated record. Gene Ontology annotation, cellular component: nucleus; U2 snRNP. The coding region runs from base 1 to 3717 and encodes 1238 amino acids. Gene Ontology annotation, molecular function: protein binding; U2 snRNA binding. Gene Ontology annotation, biological process: mRNA splicing, via spliceosome.
AUGGACUUGGAACCUUCUACAGAGCCAGACCCGCUAGCGUGGCUUGUGGAGGAUCCUCCUCCAAAACCAGAAACUGUCUUCACCAAGGAGACGCUCCUCCACUCCCCACUAAUCCUCCGUUUUCUUCCACAUUUCAAAGUCGACAUCCACAAACCCUGGACGGGGCUUCCGUCUCGAAGCAUCAAUGACGAAAGGGAACAGCUGCUUCAUCCACCUGAAGCUGACUCUUUCUUUGGAGACGAUAUGAGUGAAGACGACGAUGGAGAGAUCUUGUGGAAAGCAGAAGAAAGUGGCCUGGCUCAGAGAGCUUCUCAGAUUGUGCCUGUCAGCGUUAUUGUGAAAUUGGGUUCGCUCAGCAUCAAUGGGAUUGAGUUUCCUUUCUCCUCGGCUCUACGAGAUGCCGUUCUUAUACCAGGCGGUGAAAAGGCUGAGGACUCGCUAUUGGUUUCACUCAAACUGGGCUUUCUUCUACUAGUUCGUCUCUACUACAUGCCAAAAUACGCCUCAGAAACAAGUCUACACGACCAGAAACCACCUGACGAUCAAACAUUCAUAUAUAAACCGUUUGUGGUGCAGUGGUGGAAGACCACAUCUCCCGCUACGGACUCUGGCUUCGAUAUGGAGACUUCUGGAGCCAUUCUAGCUGCUCACAAUAAUGGACUAGCAGUGGUUUCAGCCCUGGCUGCCAACGUCUUCAGAAUCUACAUGUGCAACAGCACAGAGUUGGGUUUGGAGCUUCUGCCCCACCACAAUGUGCCCCUUGAAGGAAACAUCUUGCAUGUCUGUUUUGGUCGAUCUCCUGGUGACGCAACCGAAGAGAAUCUUUUACAAUUGAUGACGCUCUCCUACAGCCCAAUGAACCGCUUGGAGAUCAACUUAUUCCAGUGGUAUGUUUCCGAAUCCUUUUCAGACGGUUCCAGAAGACUGACGCUUCCGCUCACUCAUGAUUUCGGUCUUCCCAUAUUUGUGAUACCCUUGGCAAGAAAUAGCAGCUUCUUGUUCAUUUUCCCAGCCGAAUUCGUCGUGGUCACCGCUCACAAUGUGAUCCUGGCAGACUACACAUUUGCUAGAUUCAACUAUGCCGGUUCCUUCCCCACCUCCUUUGCAUUACCAGAGUCAGAUGGCAUUGAAGACGAGAUUUUCCUUGCUUCCGACUCUGGCGUCAUUUACUCAGUUGUUGUAUCCGGUGACAACUCGAGUUUGACCUAUAAACCCAUUUUGCGUGUCGCAGACGCCAUAACCACAUUCACACUCCAUCGUGCUUCCAGUGGCUAUAACCUACGCUACUCGAACGACGCCGGCAGUGCCAGACAUUUGCAUAUACCCGAGCUUCUUCAUGAUUUAGAGUCGGCAGAUAAAAUACCCUAUUCAGAUGCCCUGCAAAUCCAGGAUUACAAAAAUUGGGCCCCGUUGGUCGAUAUUUGUAUCAUUGAUGCUUACAAGACAAGAACCCAGAUCCCUUACGCUUCCCAAGAACUCUGGGCUGUCUCCGGUGCGGGAAAGAGAAGUAAGUUGGCAAACCUCAGCAUAGCUUACCCAUUGAAGAAAGAGUGCAAGUCCUAUGAUGCGCUUCGAAAGACGACAAAAAUACAUUUCGUACUCCUUCCAGAUUCAAGAAAGCUCUUGUUUGCAUCACUACCUUUUGAGACCAGGCUUCUUGAACUAGAGCAAGAGGAGUCCAGCGAUGAUUCUGGCUCCAAUAAUGGGGAUAUGUUCACCGAAAUCGAGGAUCCUGCCAUCUUUACUGAGGAGCCGACUUUGUUUGUGGAGUUGAUUCCUUUUAAAGAACCCCUUCUCCUCCAAUUUACUGCCACAAGCGUGACUUUCUCAAGUUUAGAGAAUUGCUUUACCAGCAGGCUUGAAGACAAAAUGAUCCAUCAAGUCUCACAGGCGGCUGGUUUUCUCUUUAUGAUAGUGGAACAGGCCAAUAAAGUUAAUCUUGAAGUCGUGGAGGUGAAUGCACCGGAUAUGAAUGGCUCUGUUAAUCCGGAGGCCUGUUUGGAGACAGUAUUUUCCUUGGAUAUAGAUGUGGACAUUAGUACCAUGUUUGCAACCGAAGAUGGCAAUGGUAAUGGAGUGCUUUUCUUGGGGACCUUAGAAGAAAAAGUCAUUAUCUGGCCUUUCACCGCCAGUGGUGGUUUCUCUUCUGAAAAGCAGGUCAUUGAUCUUGGAGAGCAGGCCACUCAUAAGGACAGGUUUCCGAGAGACUUGCUUGUUCCCAGUGCCUUUUUAUGGCUCAAAAACCGAAGGGAGCUUUUGGUAGGAACUUUCACCGGCUACUGCUUCCGUUUCAAGCUAGAAAAUGCGUUCCUUCUCGUCCAAGAUCUUCGGCUAGGAACCACCCCGAUCAGCUUCACCCACCUUGAGGAAAGUCAAGUUCUUGUGACGCUCCGUAACAUAUGGCUUUUUGACUUUGAAGAUUCCGACCUUCCCACGAAAGCAGCAUUUGAUGAGAAGAUUAGCCAUGCGAUCACUCUGGUGGCACAUGUGAGUCUGGAAAAGCCAGGCCUUCACAAGCUUGCACUUGUGAGAGACGACGGUGUCACUACUGCUUCAAUUACGUGUCGGAGGGCUCCAUUGGUGAAACAAAUCACGAUUGGAGAAGCAGCCAAGAAGCUUCUUUAUCUUGAAAACAUCAAUGUGUUUGUUCUCUUGUGCAAGUCAAAGGACCCCCAGUCUCGACUUCGUUUUGGUGACAGAAAGACCCUUCGAAUUCUUGCUAGCGUGGAAAUCGAUGUGAAGCUGGGAGAGCAAAGAGAGACUGCAAUCUUCGAUCCAUCAGAGUUUCCGAUCUGUGCUUUCCAAUGGCAUGUUGAGAGAAAUGAUAGAGUUUCGAAAAAGCUCAUUGUGGGUUGUUCAACAAAUGUCAGCAAGGGCUCCAUCAAGAUUCUCGACUACUCGAAAUUUCCCUUGAGCAACUCGACCGUUGGUAUUAAAGUUACAGAGUUAUACUCCAUUUCCCGUGACGGGCCUGUCACUUGCAUUGAACAAAUUGGCCUGACAAUCUUUUUUGCAUCAGGAAACAGCAUCUACACAACAUCAUAUCUCUUGGCUGAUCGCAAGUUACGCCCCGUUAAUACCAUUCAGACGCUCUCGAGCGACAUUGCCUCAAUGACAUCAGAACCGGACGGUCGGCUUAUUGUGAGCACCAAAAUGGACUCUGUUUUUGAAUUUACAUACGACUCAGGCGACUCCUACCAUAACGAAGAGCUUAAGCUUGUCAUGAGCGACAAGGCGCCUAAAUCGCUAGCCAAUCACGUCAAAAUUGAUGAUUCCAUCUUCAUCGCUGACAAGCUUUUCUCGACAAUCCAUGAACUCACACCUAGAGGCGUCAGAAAAAGAGACGGCCUUUUUAAAACGCACCUGAUUCCCAGAGUAUUCAAAACACUGGCUCAGGGACCUUGGGCAGAAUCUGAUAGGCUUCAUAUGCUUAGUGUGGGCGUUACUGGAGAUGUUGUAGCUUUUGACAGAAUCGUUAUUGGAUCGCCAGAAUUGCAACAAAUUUGCCAGAAGCUCGCUGAUGAAGACAAAAUACCCCAUGGCGCUAACUUUGACGUAUUGUACGAAAGGCUAGAGCGUCCAUUUUUGUACAAAUUGACCGGAAAGGCGUUUCAGGGAAUUUACAAGCCAUUUUUCGGUAACAGUCCUUCCAAAGACCUCAUAGACUACGAUUUGGAGGACCUCAAGAGAAUAGCCUCCUCUAGCAUCUCGCUAUAA